CGGCGCCCUACACUCCGCAGCUCACCUGUCACGCCUGUCCGCUCGGACCCACCAUGGCCACCAUUCAGCAGCUGGUAGGAAGAUGGCGCUUAGUGGAGAGCAAAGGCUUUGACGAAUACAUGAAGGAAGUAGGAGUGGGGAUGGCUCUGCGAAAAGUGGGUGCGAUGGCCAAACCAGACUGUAUCAUCACUUCUGAUGGCAAAAACCUCAGCAUAAAAACUGAGAGCACUUUGAAAACAACACAGUUUUCCUGUAAACUGGGAGAGAAGUUUGAAGAGACCACAGCUGAUGGCAGAAAGACUCAGACUGUCUGCAACUUUACAGAUGGUGCAUUGGUUCAACAUCAGGAAUGGGAUGGAAAGGAAAGCACAAUAACAAGAAAACUGGAAGAUGGGAAAUUAGUGGUGGUAUGCGUCAUGAACAAUGUUACCUGUACUCGGGUCUAUGAAAAAGUAGAGUAAAAAUUCCAUCAUCAUUUUGCACAGAAAUUAGCUGCGAGGAUGAACAAGCUCAGUUCAAUGAGCAAAUCUCCAUACUGCUGUUUUUUUUCAUUAUUGCAUUCAAUAAUCUUUAUCACAAACAAUUAAACUAUUUCAAAGUGUUGGUUUAAUUAGGGUCAUCUCUUUGGUUAGUAAAUAAAUCUGUUUGUGCUACACCA
Budorcas taxicolor (takin) is the source of this 658-nucleotide messenger RNA. It is a transcript of the gene FABP5, whose product is annotated as fatty acid binding protein 5. Gene Ontology annotation, molecular function: fatty acid binding. Gene Ontology annotation, biological process: fatty acid transport. The transcript is spliced from 4 exons. NCBI's taxonomy places the organism in Eukaryota, Metazoa, Chordata, Mammalia, Artiodactyla, Bovidae. Bases 54 to 461 code for a protein of 135 amino acids. Gene Ontology annotation, cellular component: cytosol; nucleus. The record is from RefSeq and is a predicted model, not a curated record.